CGUUAAAAUGGCCAUGGACGGGUCGACGUCCACGUCCUCAGCGGGACUGGCUUAUCACAAUAAUGUGGAUUACUACCCCAGGAAAUUCGGUCCUAAACCAGACGUGGUGCCGUCCGGAGUGACCGAAAGGAAAGUGGGACCGCUGGAAACUCCCGACAUGAUGUCGGUUGAUGUCAUAAACAUCAAGGAUACAGAUGUCCCCAUGCACAGAAAGAAGCAAGAGUUUGACACCUAUGUUUUGGGCACUAUUCAUCCAUUUAGGAGGACACACAGGUCCUUGCUUGGGAGACUCUCGCAAGAAUUCAGGCUGGUGGCCUCAGAUAGACAGUCAUGGAGGAUCCUGCUUUUUGGAGUGCUCAACCUCGUGUGUACCGGCUGUUUACUAAUGUGGUGUAGCUCUACUAACAGUAUGGCUUUAACAGCCUACACAUACCUCACCAUAUUUGAUCUCUUCAGUUUGAUCACCUGUCUUAUCAGCUCCUGGGUGACCAUGAAGAAGCCAAGCCAACUGUACUCCUUUGGGUUUGAAAGGGCGGAGGUGUUGGCAGUGUUUGCGUCCACUGUUCUUGUCCAACUAGGAGCGUUAUUCAUCCUAAAGGAGAGUUUUGAGCGCUUUAUGGAGCAGCCCGAGGUCCAUACUGGUCGUCUGCUGGUGGGGAUGUUUGUAGCUUUGUUCUUCAAUCUGCUGACUCUGCUGUCUGUCAGAAACAAGCCGUUUUCCUACGUCUCAGAAGCGGCCAGUAGCAGUUGGUUGCAGGAACAUGUGGCAGAUCUGAGUGGCAGUUUGUGUGGCAUCAUCCCAGGUCUCAGCAGCGUGUUGCUGCCUCGUAUGAACCCCUUUGUUCUGAUCAACAUGGCAGGAGCGCUUUCUCUCUGCAUCACCUACAUGCUCAUUGAGAUAAAUAACUACAAUGCUGUGGACACAGCUUCAGCUGUAGCCAUUGCUCUGAUGACCUUUGGCACCAUGUAUCCCAUGAGUGUCUACAGUGGCAAGGUGCUCCUGCAGACCACACCAUCCCAUGUCAUUGGCCAGCUGGAUAAACUGUUGAGAGAGGUUUCAACCCUCGAUGGAGUACUAGAAGUCCGUAACGAACACUUUUGGACAGUGGGAUUCGGAUCACUGGCUGGCUCCGCUCAUGUCCGUAUCCGCCGUGAUGCUAAUGAGCAGCUGGUGCUGGCCCACGUCGCCAAUCGCCUGCUGCCACUGGUCUCCACCCUUACUGUCCAGAUCUUCAAAGACGAGUGGACGAGGCCCCCCCUCCUUACUGGGACCCUCUCAUCCACUGGCCCCCAACACUUGGGGCCUGUUGAGGACUACAUGGCUGUUCCCUCUUCUUUCUCUUCCUUUUAUCCACCAGGUCUCCUGUCUGCUGGAGGAGAGAUGGACCCGAUGACCUCCACACCCUCCAAACCCAGCAGCUCGCCACCUGAGUUCUCUUUUAACUCGCCAGGGAGGAACAUUCAGCCCAUGGUGCUGCCCACCCCCGGGCACCACAUGCACAGGCCCUAUGCAGGCCUGGGACUCAAUUACGGAUCCUCUGCUUCCAUGGGGAUAUUAGGCCAGGGACAGGCACGAUCAGGGGCUGGAUUGGGCUUGGGAAUACAGGGCGUCGGGCCUGCAGCCAGUGCUGGGAUGGGAUUUGGACUUGGGGCAGGUGCAGCAGGGAUGCCUUCCUCUCAAAACUAUCGCAGUGCCUUAGGCUCAACGGUGCCGCUGCAGUUUGGAACCAGCAACCAACUAGCAUCGCAGUCACAGUACAGACAGUACAGACCCUAACUAAAUAUCGGACAAGGAGAGUUAGGUCCUGCGCCAGGCUGAAGACUGGGCUAGUACUUUUCAAAUACUUCCAUGUAACCUAAUAUGACCUAACCAUUGCUAGGUCAUGUGUUCACACCUGAGGUCAGAAAUUAACCUGAAAUUCUGAUAGCCUUCAAUUCAGAUAUUCAGAAUCGUAAUCUGUAAUUUUUGAUCCAGUCAGAUGGGAUCACAUCACAUGCUUUGUCCCCAGUUUGGCCCAUCUGGGACUUCAGGGACUUCAGGGGAUGUUUUUGACUCUCCAAUUAUCAAACUCCCCCAGUUGAAAGGAUUUGUUUUGUAAACCAGGUGCUUCAACUUGUAGUGUAACCCCCCCCCCCACCCUUUGUUUUAAAAUGGGCUAUAAUAUGAGCGAUAAAAAAAGGAAUAUACUAUGGUAUUUAUUUUGGUGAUAAUGGGACCAAGGGAGGAUCCAACUAUGGUAGAUAAUCUGUUUUGUAUCUUUUUUAUUUUAUUUUAUUUUGAUUGAGAAAUAAAAGUAUAUACAAAUAUUGUAACUAGCAAAUUAACAGCAAAUUUUUAUUUUUUGUUCUGAAUCCCCCAUCCUAUUGUGCAUUGUCUGUAUUAAAAGAAAUUGAAUAAUAUUGUGGAUAUAAAUCUAAAAUCAAUACAACAUUCCUUCAACGUGCAAUAGGAUCUUGAUGACUCCCACUCAGCAGCCACAGUCCCAAAGGGACUCUAAGGGAAACUUGAUUCUGUAAAACUGGGGCAGGGGUCUUCCUUUUUUUUUUUUCUCCAAAAAUGUAACAUUUGAUGCUCUGGUAGAAUAUUUUACCUUUUUCCAAUUUCUUGAAUAACAUUAAGUCACUAUGUGAAUGCUAAAGGCACCUAAAGUUUUUUCUGAUUCACAUUCUAAAGAUUUGUUUUCCAGACGUGAUAGAAAGGCAAAGGCAAAUGCACCCUUUACCUUGUUUGUCACUAAUAUUUCACCUCCUGGAACCCCAGAAAUGGCUAUUUCAGAUUGGACUGUAUAUCUAUUUCAGAUGCGUCAAAAAAGGUUUGAAACCCAGUGGAUAAAAAGACGACUGCAUGAUUUUAUUUUUUAUUUUUUUUAAAGUGAUUUGAUCGAAGGUCCCCAAAAGCUAACAGCCCUUAAGUUACAAUUAGCCUUGAUGAGCCAGUUAGCAUUUUGUGACCCUUAAUCAAAUUGCGUUUUCUUUUUUAUAGCUGUGCAGUCAUCUGACAACAGAAAAAUAAAGUUAUGUCAAUAAUAACGCGUGUAUUGUGUUGAAUGCUGUGUUAAAAAACAAAACAAGUAAUGAUAUACAGACAACAAAGUUGGCUUUUUAAUAUUUCGGGCAAUGGGGAGAACCGAUCUUUAGCUUCUAUUCUGAUGAAGCGGAAGUAUGUCAGCCAUGUGUGUGAAAAAGGGCUGUUCUGGUGUCAUGUGACCACAGCACUCCACGAUUUGUUUCCCCCCAUGUUUCUACACGUUUGUGGCAAGUGGGGGGUAAAUUAAGGACGUCCCUUGCGAUAUCCAGAUUGUGGCCACAUCUAUGUCCACAUAUAACUGAGAUGUGAUAGCAGUGCGAGCCAGGCCACUUAAAUAUGUAGAUUUUACUGCAGAGCCCUCGACUCUCCUGGACUCCUUAACUUUUCAGAAAUGGUUGAUGGUUUGUAUGUUACACAAUCCUCACGCUCUUUUAGUUACCACUGGUUUUACUCUGCUUCUGCUUGGAAAGUAUGAUGAAGGCAAUUGAUACAGUUGUGUUAUCUCACAUAAUGUGUAGUUAGGUGUAAAUUAAUGAUAGUAUUGGUCUUAGUAUGUAUUUUUAUUAAUGUGUUUAUGUGAAUUGUAA
Molecule: messenger RNA, 3615 nt
Organism: Lampris incognitus (smalleye Pacific opah)
Lineage: Eukaryota; Metazoa; Chordata; Actinopteri; Lampriformes; Lampridae
Gene: slc30a6
Product: solute carrier family 30 member 6
Exons: 15
Coding region: 8-1777 (589 amino acids)
Biological process (GO): monoatomic cation transport; transmembrane transport
Cellular component (GO): membrane
Molecular function (GO): monoatomic cation transmembrane transporter activity
Source: RefSeq, a predicted model, not a curated record